Messenger RNA from Phoenix dactylifera (date palm), 1342 nucleotides. RefSeq lists its product as uncharacterized. The record is from RefSeq and is a predicted model, not a curated record. Lineage: Eukaryota; Viridiplantae; Streptophyta; Magnoliopsida; Arecales; Arecaceae.
UACACGAACUCCCAGCGGAAGCGCCGCGAGAGAGCCAGCGAGAGAGGCGGAGGCGGAGGCGGAGGCAUCUCCUCGCCACCUCCGUACGCUUCCUCGAUUCGAGACGAGAUCUGGGGUUUCUAAGACCAGGGCUAGGGCUCCGAUAUCUCUACGUCGCCGCUGCAACCAUGCUCUCGUGGAGGGACAAGGUGGCGGACAAGCUAUCCCGUCUUCUUGCCGACCCGCCGUCCUCGCCUUCCCCUCCGGCCGCCGGUUUUUCCCCCAUCGCUGACCACGAGUCUCAGGCAGUGUACUUUUCUUCAGAGGAAUCUACUCAUUCCAAGAAAUCUACUUUCUCUUCAUACAUUUCAUCUGUUCUCCGUGCAAGUUCUGGUGGUGAUGUGGGCAAGCCAAAUUCACCUGCUUGCUCACAUAGUAGAAGAUUAUUACCAUCUCUCUCAUUGCCUUCAAGAUGGAAGUCCAGUGGUAUCACGUGGAAAGAUAGACCAUUGGAUUGUGGUGGAGACUGCAGAACUGAAAGCGAAACUGAUGAAACAGUUGAGAUUUUUAAAGAAAAUCUGGAGCAUGUCUCUGAAAGGAAUAUCAACAGCUCUAAUGGAAUUAAAGAAGCAACAGCUUCACGCGAUUCUAAAGAAUAUCUUUCAUAUCUUUCGGAAAAGUCUGCAUUUAUAUCUGCAGAUUUGUUUGAGUUUUUUCAGUCAUCCCUCCCUAAUAUUGUGAAAGGGUGCCAAUGGAUUUUGUUGUAUAGUACGUGGAAACAUGGGAUAUCACUUCGCACACUUAUCCGUAGGAGCGUUAAUCUCCCAGGUCCAUGUUUACUAAUUGCAGGAGAUAUGCAAGGUGCCAUAUUUGGUGGCCUUCUGGAGUGCCCUCUAAAGCCUACAGCUAAAAGAAAAUACCAGGGGACGAUCCAAACAUUUGUAUUUACUACCAUAUAUGGGGACCCAAGGCUCUUUAGAGCAACCGGUUCAAAUCGAUACUAUUACUUGUGCUUGAAUGAUCUAUUGGCAUUUGGUGGGGGUGGAAGCUUUGCAUUAUGCCUUGAUGAAGAUUUAUUACAUGGAACAAGCGGCGCGAGUGAAACAUUUGAGAACUCAUGUUUGGCUCAUAAUGCAGAAUUUGAAUUACAGAAUGUUGAGUUAUGGGGUUUCGCUCAUUCAUCACAAUAUCACACAUAAUUGUUGGUAGGAUGCCAGCAUUUUUGUUGUAUAUGAUUUUGUUGUUCAUUUGUUUUGACUUUUCUUUUAGAUCAAGAAUCCCAGUUUCAAUUGAUUUUAUUACAAUUUCUUGACUUGGAUGUGGGACGAUGUGUUGUCAAACUGAAUACAUGGAUAUCCGAGUA